Molecule: messenger RNA, 507 nt
Organism: Impatiens glandulifera
Lineage: Eukaryota; Viridiplantae; Streptophyta; Magnoliopsida; Ericales; Balsaminaceae
Product: 60S ribosomal protein L37-3-like
Exons: 4
Coding region: 53-340 (95 amino acids)
Biological process (GO): translation
Cellular component (GO): ribosome; cytosolic large ribosomal subunit
Molecular function (GO): structural constituent of ribosome; RNA binding
Source: RefSeq, a predicted model, not a curated record
CUUCAAGCAAAGAUGUUAUCCAAGACUAGGGUUUUCACGCCAACGAACCGCAAUGGGAAAAGGUACUGGAAGUUUUGGUAAGAGGAGGAACAAGACUCACACACUCUGUGUGAGAUGCGGCCGCCGUAGUUUCCAUCUUCAGAAGAGCCGAUGCUCUGCCUGUGCCUUCCCUGCCGCCCGCAAGAGGACAUAUAACUGGAGUGUGAAGGCAAUCAGGAGGAAGACAACCGGAACUGGUCGCAUGAGGUAUCUCCGUAAUGUUACCAGGAGGUUCAAGACUGGGUUCAGAGAGGGUACCGAGGCAGCACCAAGAAAGAAGGGAGCUGCUGCUUCAUCUUAAGUAAGGAAGCCAUUGUCUUGUUUUUUUUAACCUUUCUUGAAGUUGGUUGGAGCUAUAGAAGUUGGAUUUUCUGAACUUGUUUUGAGAGAAUUAUGGUUUUGUAAUAUUUAUUAUGAUCAUGGGAAUGAUUGCUCAUUUUUAUUUAAGUUUUGGUUUCUCUGACUCAA